This is a messenger RNA of Drosophila innubila, 1431 nucleotides long. Its product is annotated as zinc finger protein 260-like. Gene Ontology annotation, biological process: regulation of transcription by RNA polymerase II. Gene Ontology annotation, molecular function: RNA polymerase II cis-regulatory region sequence-specific DNA binding; zinc ion binding; DNA-binding transcription factor activity, RNA polymerase II-specific. The record is from RefSeq and is a predicted model, not a curated record. Gene Ontology annotation, cellular component: nucleus. Bases 56 to 1351 code for a protein of 431 amino acids. Lineage: Eukaryota; Metazoa; Arthropoda; Insecta; Diptera; Drosophilidae. The transcript has a single exon.
AAUAUGAACAAAUGUUGGAUCGCGUUUAUAUUUGCUAAAGAAAACAAAGUGCGAAAUGGAAGAAAUUUGCCGUUUUUGCACAUUGAACUGUAACACGCUGGAAAAUAUAUUUGACGAGCGAGAGCUAACGGAUAAUGAGCCCCUAAUUGGUAUGCUGGAAUGUUGUACAAAUUGCGAAAUUAUUGAAUCGGAUACAUUGCCUCAAAACAUUUGUGGGCCGUGCACAUCAGCUGCUGAAAAUGCAUUUGAAUUUAAGCUCAGAUGCGAGAAAAGCCAAAAAUAUUUUAGAGAACUCCUGAGCGAAUACAAACAGCCCAAAAUCAAGUACGAAAUUGAGGAAGUUUGUCGCUUUUGCACGAUAAACUGCACCACACUGGAGAAUAUAUUUAUUAAGCGAGAGCAGACAGAUAAUGAGCCCCUCAUAAUUGUUAUGCUGGAGUAUUGUACCGACUGUGAAAUCAGAGAAUCCGAUUCGUUGCCCCAAAACAUAUGUGGACCCUGCAUAUCGGCAGCUAAGAAUGCAUUUGAAUUCAAGAUGAAAUGCGAGCAAAGUCAAAAUUAUUUGAGGGAACUCCUGAGCGACCGGGAUCAGAAGCCCGACAUCGAGGAGCUCAUCACAGGCGAUUGGUGUCCAACAGAAAGUACCUUGGACGAUGUACACUUAAAAACAGAACAGGAUAAAACUGUUGGUGAAGAUAACUUCUCCGGCAGUGAGGAAAACUCUAGAGCAGAAGCAUCUGUGGAUGACGAUUACUCUAAGGAAACUGAAGGAAGCUCAUCAGAGGAAGAAACUAAGGAAACAAAGAAGGAAUCAACUGUUAUGAAGACCAAUGGGACGAAAUCGCAUAUAUGCCAUCAUUGCAACAGUAGAUUCUCUUGGAAAUCGCAACUAAUCAGACACUCCCUUGCUCAUACGGACGAACGUCCUUUUGAGUGUCCUCACUGUCCACUCCGCUUUAAAACGAAUAAAGUUCUCAAGGCGCAUAUACGGAUUCAUACUGGAGAGUGUCCAUAUAAAUGUCACCUUUGCUCGGCUAAAUUCAAGAGGAUUGAUGAGCGAAACAAACACGUUUUGAGCCACACUGGCGAGCGUCCUUAUAAAUGUUCACAUUGCAGCAAGGGCUUUAAGAGUCGCAGCAUUCUGAACAAGCACAUUCGAACUCAUAGUGAUCAAAAAGAACACAAGUGUCCACACUGUCCGAAGGAGUUCAAUAUCAAGUAUUAUCUUGAUAAGCACAUUCGGGUUCAUACAGGAGAGCGGCCAUACAAAUGUCCCCAGUGCCCAAAGACGUUCACACGAAGCGAAGUCCUCAAAACGCAAAAAAACGCACACAAUGCGAAAUUUGAAUAAAAAUGUUCCAACUGCCCAAAACCUUUUCCAAAGAGAUUUCUUUAAUCAAACAUAUUCAAAAAGUUCAUGAAAAACGUCUC